Salvelinus fontinalis (brook trout) is the source of this 3828-nucleotide messenger RNA. It is a transcript of the gene cldn26, whose product is annotated as claudin 26. Gene Ontology annotation, cellular component: bicellular tight junction; plasma membrane. Gene Ontology annotation, biological process: cell adhesion; bicellular tight junction assembly. The record is from RefSeq and is a predicted model, not a curated record. Gene Ontology annotation, molecular function: structural molecule activity. Lineage: Eukaryota; Metazoa; Chordata; Actinopteri; Salmoniformes; Salmonidae.
UUUGUGAAGGCUCCCAAAACCCCAAUAAGCAACAAUCUAAAGAAGAACACUUUUUGAAGAAAAACAUUUAUACAGUUUAACUACUAGGUCUCUGUUUCUCCUGCUGUGUACUGUGUAGUAGAAGCAUUCUAGCACAAUGCAUCUCUUUCUCUCUUGCUCACCGGCUGCCAGUAGUGUGCAACCAACAUUGCCUUUAGCCCAUAGAGAUAGAUACAGAACCCAAGUGCCCAAAACCCUGUUUUAGCAUGGGCAGCACCAUUGAGGACACAUAAUUUUGAAGUAGUCAACUGGAUAGGUCUUCUUAUGGGUUAAGGUUCACAUAAUUCUAACCAGGUCAUUAGCCAAUUAAUUAGACUCAUGAGCAAACGUUCCAUAACUGCAGGUGGCAGUAAAUCGCCAACCUAGGCUUUAUACCUGUUCAAACAACACCCUUCAGGUGGCAGUAUGCACCCUUUCAGUUUGUUUACCAACUCAUAGAAGAAAAUGGACUACUUCAAAAUUGAGAUGGCCUCAAUGGCGCUGACCGUGCGCUCACAGACAUAGCAUCUUCUAAUUAUCACUAUGCUUUAGCUGUUGGGCUGCAGCAAGCUGGCGUUAGAAACUUGAAAUAUUAGACUUUUUGAAAUCCAACAGAUUUUGAAUCAGGGGACCACUUGAGGGCAAUGGUGCACACCAGGCGCUGCACCAAAGCUGAAGGAGACCUUCAAGUCUGCGCAGGUUAAUCCUUGACCUUUGUCUAAACAAAUUACCAGUGUAUUCCAGUAGUGUCAGGUUCGAAUGAUAUGUGGAAGAUAAGCUUGCACCCCCCAAAAAUGCAUGACAUACUGAAUUAAAUUUUGAUAUUUCUGUAUACCGGUAGUCAACCUUACCUAGGGUUGCAAAUAUCACAUGUAACAUAUAUUGAAUAAGAUGAUAAAAAAAUGACAAACAUUAUCCUCAAUAUAAACCAACUUAGAGAAUACCAUUGGUGUUUCAUAUGAGGGUUUCAGCAUGAAAUAUGUAAUUAUUUUUUACAAACUAUGUCAAUAUGUUUGUUAAUGUUUUGGCGUCAAACUGGGAAAGGGGGAUACCUAGUCAGUUGUACAACUGAAUGCCUUAAACUGAAAUGUGUCUUCCGCAUUUAACCCAACCACUCUGAAUCAGAGAGGUGCAGGGGGGCUGCCUUAAUCAACAUCCACGUCUUCGGGCGCCCGGGGAACAGUGGGUUAACUGCCUUGCUCAGUGGCAGAAUGACAGAUUUUUACCUUGUUAGCUCGGGGAUUCGAUCCAGCAACCUUUUGGUGGUGGCAGUUGUGGAAAGUUAAUUGAAAAUAACGCCAUUGUUGAUUUCUUUCAUUAAUUAGGCUAUUUUCUCUUGAACCAUAUGGUAUAUUUCAGGGGUGUCAAACUUAUUCCACGGAGGGCCGACUGUCUGCGGGGUUUGAGUUUUUUCCUUUCAAUUAGGACCUAGACAAACAGGUGAAGGGAGUUCCUUACUAAUUAGUCAUCUUAAUUUAUCAAUCGAGUACAAGGAUGGAGUAAAAACCCAGACACUAAGCCCUCUGUGGAAUGAGUUUGACAUGUGGUCUUUCUACAUGAAACUCAUGGACACAUAUUAAAUUAAUACUAAAUAUGAAAACAUUUUUAAAAAGUUAAGUGUAAAUUACCAAAAUUAUGAUAGAUUGCCAUAGACUUUCUGAUAAUUACUGAAUAUUCUGGUAAAUUACCGGUAGCUUUGCAACCUUAACCUUACCAUUCAUUUUGGAUUUUUGGAUCUGCAUAUAGCUGGGUCUACAAAACAUGGCCUAGGAUGUGGACUGAUCUUGACAAAAGGCCACUUUUGAGAUCUGAAAACAUCUGAAGUUUAAUAUCCGUUUAAGGCUGUGUUGAUUUUCUGUGGAAUGUGACUCCUUUUCAUCUGAUUCCAAUUGAUUUCAUGUAACAUUUAAAAUAAAACGCUUUCCCUAAAGUUAAUGAAUGAAAGAGUCGAGGGCUUAGUGGCCAGAUAGGAUUUCAUGUUCCCUGCUAGCUACAGAGCUCUAAAACCUAAAUGAGGACCUCACCAAGUGUUGGGCUCUUGUUUAGCCUAAGUAGUAUUGCUUUGAGCACGAGGUGCUAUUCAUAGUCUUGACACUUGAGACAUUUUGGCAAAUCAACUGAUUUUCUCUAGAUGAAAAAAAACUUGACUCAUAAAGAGCCAAUCUCAAAAACUCAUAUCAGUUACAUCAACACAUGGUUUAAUUUGAAAUAAUUAGUUAUACAUGAGGCAGCAGUAGCCACUCAGAGUCCAUUGAAUCGGGCCACUCUGGACACCCUUGCGAGAGUUUCUGGCCUUUCCUCUUUAUGUUUGUAUCCCCAUGCCCAACUUGCUCAUGUUUCCUUCCAGUGCACACACUUAGUCCCCAGAAUCACACUGGACAUAUCUGGUUUUAUCUCAGAACAGUGCUCAUUGUUCCCUACAACGAUAUUUAUCAAUACGACAAAACAGUAUGUCUGUUGUAUUGCCUCAGGACCUGGGAUUAUCUCCCUGUUAUCAGGUGUAUUUUAUUAAGAUGCUGGAUGAGGCGGGCUGGCUGAGUCAGUCCAAGUGCUACCACAGGAUAGGGGGACGGGCUUCCCAGUCGCUCACUAGCUUCUCUUUGGCCAAUACAAAGAGAGGGACAGAGAGAGUGUGAGGAGUGUAAGCGACGACGGCUGACAGAAGAUGGUGCUCCUGACCGCCAAAAUCAUGGAGAGAACUACGCUCUUUGUCACAGUCGGGGGUCUGGUCACUACCCUUGUAACCACCUUCAUCCCCCUGUGGAAGACCUUGAACUCUGACCUGAACUAAGCGGAGAACUGGUACUCAGGCCUGUGGCACACCUGCAUCUUCACAGAGGAGGUUGGGAUAGCCUUUGAAACCCUCAUGGCCCUGUCUGUGGACUUGCUGGCCUCCAUGGUGCUCAUGCUGGUGUCGGGCACCAGGGCCCUGGCCAUGGUGGUGGCCUUCCCAGGCCUGGAGGGAGUGGAGCUGGGCUCUGGGAGGCAGCAGGGUUUGAAGAAGGGCCUCCUCAUUGUCAGUGGUGUGCUGUCCUGGGUGUCGGGGCUCACCACUCUGGUCCCUGUCUCCCUGGUGGCCUACGUGACUGUGGUCGAGUUCUGGGACGAGAACCUGCCCGACGUGGUUCCAUGCUGGGAGUUUGGCGAGGCCAUGUUCUCUGGCUGGUUUUCGGGCCUCUUCUUUGUGGUUGUGUACAUGGCGGACCACAACCGGCAGCAGCGAGUGGCCAGCCUCCCAAACACCCCCCAGGAGAAGCCAAGGGGGCAGUACUACUUAAAGACAGGUUUCAUAGUCAAAUUUUCAGUUGAUCAAGUUAUCUUUAUUGUCCCAAUUGGGAAAUUUGUUGUGCAGUCGGGGUUCAGCAAUUGAAAGAAAACAUUUAAAACAGUGACAACCAUACAAUCGAUAUAAACAUAACAUGAAACAAUGAGAUGGAUAAAAAGGAGUAAUCAUUGUGCAGAAGUGCAGCAAUAGAUGGACAUUUCAUGUGCAGAUUCAGAAAGUUAAUGGCCUGCGGGAUAAAAGAGUUAUUGUAUAUGUUGCUAUUGAGUUUGGGAAGUCUUUGAUGACCUGAGGGGAGAAGCGCAAAAUGGUCAAGGAGGGGGUAACCAGGACAGUCUGAUACCGUUAGUUCUCUUCACCACUUGCUUUCUGAACGUCACUGAGCUGUGCUUGUUGCCUUCUGAUGACCUUGCUGGCCACCUUAACCAUCCUGUACAACCUAUUUCUGUUGCAAACAUUAAGAUUGUCAAACCAAGCCACCUUUGAGAACAUCAAUACGGAUUCAAUAAAACUCCUGUAAAACAGUG